UAUUCCCGCCACACAAAUAGAAAAGAAACAGAAACACGUUUGUCUUGGUAAUUGGUACUAGUCAAUUGCCUCCCUCCCACCACUAGAUUCUCUCAACCCACCGUAUACCACACUACCAUUGGAGAAUCAGCUCAGCUCCCUAGGAUUCCUCAGAGAGAGCCAUGGCCCUAAUCUCCCCGCAAAUCCUAACCCUUAAAUCCCCUUCAACCCCCUCUCUUCCUUCUCAUUCAUCUCUCAUCGCCCCUUCCCAAUCUCCCUCUUUCUCACCUCCUAACACUCCACGCUCUCCCUCCCUCUUCUGCUCCCCAAAAUCAACAACACAGUAUAGCUCCAGACGACUUGUAGUUUCCAGAGCCUCCACCAACGCAUCUGCUUUGGAUUUCAGCCCCAGCAUCGGUGAGGUCCUCGGUGAUGUUAGCAUUUUCACCGCUGCUGGUGAUUCCGUCCAGUUCAAAGACCUCUGGGAUCUGAACGAGGGGGUGGCUGUUGUUGCACUAUUGAGGCACUUUGGAUGCCCUUGCUGUUGGGAACUUGCCUCGGCUCUAAAAGAAUCUAAAGCUAGAUUUGAUUCAGCUGGUGUGAAAAUAAUUGCAGUUGGUGUUGGUAGUCCUGAUAAAGCUCGUAUCCUUGCAGAACGGUUACCAUUUCCAAUGGAUAGCCUUUAUGCUGAUCCUGAUCGCAAGGCAUACAAUGUGUUGGGCUUAUACUAUGGACUUGGUCGAACUUUCUUCAAUCCAGCUAGUGCAAAGGUGUUUUCAAGAUUUGAGGCUCUGCAGAAAGCUGUAAAAAACUAUACCAUUGAGGCCACUCCAGAUGACAGAAGUAGUGUGUUACAACAGGGAGGGAUGUUUGUCUUUAAAGGUAAGCAAUUGUUGUAUGCUCGGAAAGAUGAAGGGACGGGUGAUCAUGCCCCAUUAGAUGAUAUCUUGGAUGUUUGCUGCAAAGUUCCUGUCUCCUAAAGCUUUGUCAGACUUAGGUUUUUCAGUUACGGAGCAUGAUAUUCAAAUUUUACCCAGUCGAGUGUGCAUACGAAAUGCUCUUGUUUCAUAUUUCAUACUGCAGUAAUCAGUCAAACAGUCUGCCUGCCUGUUCAACCUUGCCAUUCUUAACAUCUGGUAUAUUUAAAAUUCAAUGUAUGCUAAUAUAUUGCAUCAUGUCAUGGUAUAAUACAGAUUAGCAUACACCAGAAAGAAAAGAAAAAAAAAACAAAUGUAUUGUUGUAUAUAAUAGUAACAUGAUGUUUUGUGAA
Molecule: messenger RNA, 1249 nt
Organism: Prunus persica (peach)
Lineage: Eukaryota; Viridiplantae; Streptophyta; Magnoliopsida; Rosales; Rosaceae
Product: thioredoxin-like protein AAED1, chloroplastic
Exons: 7
Coding region: 162-959 (265 amino acids)
Molecular function (GO): antioxidant activity
Source: RefSeq, a predicted model, not a curated record